AUGGUGUUGGCGUAUGCUGCAACGCUUUCUUCUACCCUAUCGUUUCAAAAGUCUGUUCCUUUCUCUUCUCAAAGUUCAGGAACACCAUCUGGAUUCUCUUACGCAUUAAGCAGAGAGAAUGGUUCCGCUGUUCCACCUCUAGCUGUCUGUCAUGCUAAGAAGAAACUUAGCUUUAUGGAGCAAAUUCUUGAUUAUAUUGAAGGGGGUCCCAAAUUAAGGAAGUGGUAUGGUGCACCCGAAAUCCUUGAAAAAGAUGGUACUGCCAUAGAAGGUGAUGAGGAUGAUUAUUCGGGUGGUGUUGGUGAUUUUGUUUUGACAAAGUGUUACAAAACAGAAGAUGAAGUCAGGGAUGCAGUGCUGGUAACAGAUGGAGAUAGUGAGAUGGGUCAGAUGGUGAUACUGUCAUUGAUUGUCAAAAAAGCUCGAGUAAAGGCACUGGUGAAGGAUAAAAGGGUUGCACUUGAAGCCUUUGGAAGUUAUGUUGAGAUUCUUAUUAUUGAUCACGUGAUGCUUGUUGCAAAGUCAAUGGUAGGAGAAACAAGUGACAAUCGAUUCAUCAAGAAAGCUCUCAGAGGAGUUCGCACCAUCAUAUGCCCGAAUGAGGGUUUUCUUUCUAACGUUGGGGGCCUUCAAGGAGUACAACAUGUAAUAGUGUUAUCUCAGUUGUCAGCUUAUAGCGGUAAAAGUGGCUUUCAAUCCAUGAUGAAAAGCAAUGCAAAGAAACUAGCUGAGCAAGAUGAAUCAGUUUUGAAGACCUCAAGAAUUCCUUACACCAUAAUUAGGACAGGUGCAUUACAAGAUACACCUGGUGGGAAGCAAGGCUUUUCCUUUGAUGAGGGUUGUUCAGCUAGUGGAAGCAUCAGCAAAGAAGAUGCUGCCUUUGUUUGUGUAGCAGCCUUGGAUUUUGUCCCACAAACUGGGUUCAUAUUUGAGGUGGCCAAUGGGGAUAACAAAGUUUCAGAUUGGAAAGGAUGUUUGUCCAUGUUGAUGGAGAAUGAAAAUAAAAAACUUCAGUGA
Molecule: messenger RNA, 1017 nt
Organism: Sphenostylis stenocarpa
Lineage: Eukaryota; Viridiplantae; Streptophyta; Magnoliopsida; Fabales; Fabaceae
Source: the annotation of a GenBank genome assembly